Molecule: messenger RNA, 1532 nt
Organism: Sinocyclocheilus anshuiensis
Lineage: Eukaryota; Metazoa; Chordata; Actinopteri; Cypriniformes; Cyprinidae
Product: UBX domain-containing protein 11-like
Exons: 13
Coding region: 1-1431 (476 amino acids)
Biological process (GO): proteasome-mediated ubiquitin-dependent protein catabolic process
Molecular function (GO): ubiquitin binding
Source: RefSeq, a predicted model, not a curated record
AUGAGCUCACCGCUGUCCACGCUGAGGAAGAACAAACGAGCUCCUCUACCAGACAUACAGAGUGAUGGGGAAAGAAAGCCUUACAAAGAAAGGUCAGAUAAUGACUAUGAAGCUAAAUUAUUCAGAGAUAUUUUUCCACAAAACCAGCCAGUGGCACACAUCACAGACAAUCUUUCCACUGUAAGAUCAAAGGUCAUGCAAAAGGCGGCGGCGAAAAAAGCUCCGCCGAGUGAUUUUGAACUUAUGUCAAGUAUGAUGCAGAAGAUCGUUCAGCUUGAGAGAAAGGUGAGAACUCAGGCUGUGGAUAUUGAGCAUAAGGCAAGAAGAAUAGCAGUUCUGGAAGAGAAACGGAAUCUUUUGCAAGAGGCAAAAGAGAAAUCUACAAGUAAUGAGAACCAAGAUGAAGAACUGGUUAAAUUGUGCCUCAAGCUUCAAAACCAAGUGUGGGAAAUGGAGAAGUUUCUGAAUGAUUAUGGGAUGGUCUGGGUUGGAAGUUAUGAAGAACAUGAUAAGCAGGCCAGCAGCCAUCUUCCUGGAGCAACUAAUGCACGCAAGAGUUUCAAAAUGAACUAUGACCUGGUCCUGCAGAACAUCCAGGAACUGAACAUCGUAGCAGGGGAAGGGGAGUCCCAUGUGACCGCUGUCCCUGGUGGGGCCAAACUUACCCAGCAGUCUUCCAUACCUCUUUGGCUCUACAAAAACGGCAUUGUCAUGUUCAGUGGUCCAUUCCGCUCCUAUCAAGACCCACGCACACAGGAAUUCAUGCAGGACUUGAUGGAUGGGUUUUUUCCUUCUGAGCUUCAGGAAAGGUUUCCUAAUGGUGUGCCCUUCCAGGUUAGUGACAAACGGGACGAUGAGUUCAUAGUUAGGCGACCAGGGACUGCGUUUCCUGGAAGAGGGCAAACUAUAGAUGGAGCAGGAAGGCAUUCGGUGGACAGUUCUGAGCAGACCAGCUCCACAGCGUCAAAACAGAGUCAGAUACCAGGCAAAAAGCUGUCCAUGGAACAGUUCUUGCGGAAGCUCCCAGAGACUGUGGUGAAGGAAGGCAAAGUGAUUAGUAUACGUGACUCCAUCAAGGCUCAUCUUCUGGGCUUUCCUGAUGGUGCCAAAAGUCACUCGGUGACUACUGUGGAAACAUCUACCCUGCAGGCCUUGAGAGAAUGUGAGACGGACUCUUCACUAUCAGCACAAGACGUCACCACACUACGACUGAAGUCUGAGGAUGGCAUGGAGACAUUUAUCAUGAGAAUGUACUUCACUGAGACCAUUGGAGAUCUCCGUCACUACUUGGACCUGAAAAGAGGACCGGGUGCUGCACUAUAUGACAUCAUUAGUGCAUUUCCACAACGGUGCUACAGUGAUGACACCCAGACGCUACUGUCCUGUGGUCUGACUCCAAAUGCAGCGCUGCUCCUGCGUCCACAAGCUUAAUCUCACAGACAGUGUGGAGACACAUAAAGAACAACAACCAUCAGCUCAUAACCAGUGAGCAUCAUUAAUGCACUUUUACAGUGAUGCUACAACAUUGCUGA